AUGGAGCUCAAUUUCUAUAGAAUUAUAACCAAUGGAAAGUACAGAAGUGCUCAACAUCGGGCCAUAACAAAUUCCAGCAGGGCACGACUCUCAGUUGCCACAUUUCAUGACCCUGCAAAAACAGCCAAAAUAUCACCAGCCUUGGAGCCUCCCAGAUACAGAGAAGUUGUCUAUGGGGACUACGUCUUAUCAUGGUACACUAAGGGGCCUGAAGGUAAACGGAAUAUUGAUGCCCUUCUAAUUGAAUAG
Molecule: messenger RNA, 249 nt
Organism: Ilex paraguariensis (yerba mate)
Lineage: Eukaryota; Viridiplantae; Streptophyta; Magnoliopsida; Aquifoliales; Aquifoliaceae
Source: the annotation of a GenBank genome assembly